GUAAUGCUGUUUCGUGAUAGUCUGUGAAUGGACACGAUGGACAAUAUACCACAAAUUUGAUUUCGUUUAGAUAACAGGAUGAAAAAGGGCGACAUUCGUCUCCUUGUCGGCUGUUCCGUGAUUACAGCAACGUGUAUAUUAUUGUGUUUUGUUGAUGUGCGAGGGUUCUCGAGUCUGGAAUCGCCAUGGUCUCUAGCGGAUGCUUUCUCGGAGGCCGAUUCCUGGGAAUCGAUAGUUGCCACCCGGAAGUUGAACUCCCUGACCAACUGUACUCCCCGGGCCAUCAGACAGUUCCCCACGGGCCUCUUCUCCCAGAAGCAGCGGGCAGGUGGUGCUGUCAUCAUCCAUAUACUGGUGGCCGUGUACAUGUUCGCGGCCUUCGCUUACAUCUGUGAUGACUACUUUGUUCCAUCCUUAGAAAUUAUGUGUGAUGUGUUUCACAUUCAGUCUGAUGUAGCGGGUGCCACAUUGAUGGCUGCGGGAAGUUCAGCUCCCGAGCUAGCCACGGCAGUCAUUGCUGUAUUUAUAGCACAGGAUGACAUUGGACUAGGAGCUGUGGUUGGCUCUGCUGUUUAUAAUGUGUUGUUUGUCAUCAGUGUGUGUGCCUUCUGUGCUGGCAUGGUUGUGCAUCUACACUGGUGGCCAUUAUUCCGAGAUUGUGCCUUCUAUGCCCUAAGCGUUGGAGCUCUGGCCUUUGUCAUUUUAGAUGAAAAUGUCUUCUGGUAUGAAGCUCUCAUACUGGUGUUAUUCUAUAUAGCCUACAUCAUCCUGAUGUACUUUAACUCAACCAUAGAGGAAUGGAUUGUGCCAAAGUUCAAACACUGUUGUAGACCAUUCUCAAGAAAAAAGAAUGAACCCGAGUCUGUAGUUCUGUACGAGAAGCUCAGGAACCCUGGAGUCGGAAAUGGGUCAGUGUCCAAGAUGGAGAAUGGUGGAGAUAAAUGGGAUGGAGCACAGAUUGCCUCCCCUGACUCGGAUUACAAUUCUGAGGAAGACAUCAGCGAGGUUGAUGUUAUGUACAAAGAGAUUGGACCCAAACCAACAGAGGAGCCACAGUCUGUGUUUGAGAUGCCCACAGGCUGUGUAAGGAAGAGUAUAUUUAUAGUCUCUAUUCCAAUCAAAGUACUCCUGUACCUGACAGUGCCAGACUGCCGGCAGGCACGCUGGAGGAGGUGUUUUAUUCUGACAUUCUCUAUUUCUCUGGUCUGGCUUUCUGUGUUCUCCUACAUUAUGGUGUGGAUGAUCACCAUUAUAGGUUACACAGUACAUAUACCUGACACAAUAAUGGCCUUGACCUUUGUAGCCUUUGGGGUCAGCCUCCCAGAUGUGAUAUCUAGUGUCAUUGUUGUCAGAGAAGGUCUCGGUGACAUGGCUGUAUCGAAUGCUGUGGGGAGCAAUGUCUUUGACAUUCUGAUUUGUCUAGGAAUACCAUGGCUUCUAAAAUGUGCUCAAGGAGGGUUUAAAAAGCCCAUACAAGUGUACAGUGAAGGUUUGCUGUACUCAACCCUGACCUUGCUGUUAACCAUUGUCUUUCUAUUAGUGGCGACACAUGCUAAUGGAUGGAAACUGACCAAGAGAUACGGAAUGGUCCUUAUGAUUGUGUAUAUACUCUUCACUGUCCUUACUUCUUUGUAUGAACUCAAUGUGUUUGGAUAUGUUCACCCUAAGGAAUGCCAGAGAAGCGAUUGAUCUGUAUGGAGGGUUUAAAUUAUUGUCUCUUUUUGCAUUUCCAAAAAAAAAACGACCAAAUAUUUCUGUGAUCUGAAUAUAUAUUUUUGUUUUAUUUAUAUUAAGUUUUUUCCUGUACAAGAAAAAUCUCAAAAAUUUUAAUUUUUACACUGUAACACAAAUUGUGAUCAUGGUGCUUACUGGAAUUCUGUUUUUUGGUGUUUUUUACACACACUACAGGGUCAAAUCUUUACAUGUCUCAUUGUCCAUUAAACACUGAAAUAAAAUAAAAUAAAUCUUCUUGGCAUUAACUUGAUGUCAUUUUCCCCUCACCCCACAAAAUAUUUAAAUAAGGAUUUUUUUUUUUUGCACGUUAUCUAGUCUAAUUUGUUAGAUAUAUUUCAUUCUAGAGUAACUCAGUAUUGUAGCAGCUACUUAUUGCUUCUUAGAACUGCAAUAUGCUAUCCUAGCUGCUACAUAGGGAAAGCUAAUUCACUGUAAGGUACUAAAUUCAAUAUUGCAACCUUUGUUACUGAUUUGUAUCCCAUGACAUACAUACAUGAACUGGUGGUGUUUUCUCCUUUUUAUGGAACAAAAUGUUUUAUUAUUACAUACAAUUUUGCUUCAUGCCCUUUGUCUAGCUUUGCUUUGAAAAAUAAAUAAUUAUUGAGGUAUUUGUAUUCUAAAUAUCACACCUAGAAGCUUGUGUUGUUGCCUGUACUAUAGAGAUUUAGAUAUACUAUGUGUAUCUAGUGCCUAGAGGCUAGCUAAACUGCUGUGUUCAUGAACUGCACACAGUCUCUAUAUUCUUCUGAUCCUUUUGUAUAAAAGUACACGGUCAUGUAGAAUAUCAAAAUGUAUUUUGCAUGAAUAAAAUUUUAUGUUGUCAUUUGGUUAAAUUUUUAAUGUAUAUUUCACACAUCAGAUGUUAAAGAUUUUGACUACUUUUGGUGUCUGAAAUUUUAGAAUGAAAUGCAUUACCUGUGAUUGAAUUUUUUUUUUCUGAAAAAAUAUAUUUUUACGUGAUGUUGGUCAGUGUAUGAUUUUCUUCUAUUUACAUUAUA
This is a messenger RNA of Saccostrea echinata, 2732 nucleotides long. Its product is annotated as probable sodium/potassium/calcium exchanger CG1090. The transcript is spliced from 11 exons. Gene Ontology annotation, cellular component: membrane. The record is from RefSeq and is a predicted model, not a curated record. The coding region runs from base 79 to 1689 and encodes 536 amino acids. Gene Ontology annotation, biological process: calcium ion transmembrane transport; intracellular calcium ion homeostasis. Gene Ontology annotation, molecular function: calcium channel activity; calcium, potassium:sodium antiporter activity. Lineage: Eukaryota; Metazoa; Mollusca; Bivalvia; Ostreida; Ostreidae.